GUCACCAGUGGUUACAUUGGAAGAGAUUUUAUUUAAAGAAACAGACUGUCAAAAGGUAAAAACGCGACCGACCACCGCAGCGUUUCGUUGCUUUUAUUUUGAAGGCGGCCCGUAGCAUUUCCGGUGCGCGCGCUGCUUCUCCCGUCCGGCUUGACGCGCCUCUCCUCCCUGUCGCCUUGCAUUGGGGUGAAGCUGCAUAAAAGCGAUUCCAUAAUGCGGGCGUGAGGUUCUCCGCGUAGUAAACGGAGGGGGAUCCAGCGGGAGGAGGGCAACCGGGCUACACCGACCACAGGCACCGGCCACAAUAAAAUGUCGAACCGAAAGCACCGGGACAACCAGGAGAUCUGCGCCCGCAAGGUCCGGGAGCUGGCCCAGUCUGGAGUAAACAAACACUGCUUCGAGUGCAACCAGCCCGGGGUGACUUACACCGACAUCACCGUGGGCAGCUUCGUCUGCACGUCGUGCUCCGGAAUGCUGAGAGGCCUCAACCCUCCCCACAGAGUCAAGUCCAUCUCCAUGACGACAUUCUCCCAGCAGGAAGUGGAGUUCCUCCAAAACCACGGCAAUGAGGUCGGGAGGAGGACGUGGCUCUGUGUGUUUGACCCAAAGGCAGACGGCUGCUCCGACAUGAAGGACUCUCAGAAGUUCAAAGAGUUCCUUCAGGAUAAAUAUGAGAAGAAAAAAUGGCACUUUUCCAAAAGUAAGAACCGGAGAGAUGUGGAGGGUCCUUGGAGUCCGGGGGUCCAAGCUGUGCCCACUUCCCUCGGCCCCCUAGCGGGCCAGCUGCCUUCCCACAACCUGCCCCCCAACGCCCGAUCAGCGAGGCCACUGUCUCAGUCGCAGCUGCCGUCGUGGGAUCGAGCUCCCACCAUCUCACCCGCCGACAUGCGGACGGACGUGUUCACCGCUCGGCCGUCGCGCUCCCAAAGCUUCAGGGACCCUCCCCUGAAAGAUCCCGCUCUGUGUGGGAUAGAAAGGCAGCGGCCGGGAUCUCUGUCGUCGGCGCUGGGAGGUCAAGGCCACGCCCCCUCAUUCCCCGCACUUCCUCGGCCCUCAGCCAGUAGCUCUUUCAAAAACCACUUCACUUUAGGUCGCACAGUUUCGGCCUCAGGGGCCACAGGACCCUUCAGGGCCUUCCCCAAGUCUCUCAGCGUGGACUUCGGAGGUCUGAGCCACCCCCAGCAGCAGACUCUGCCCCAGUCUCUGUCUCAACCACAGCAGCAGCAGCAGCAGCAGCAGCAGCACCAGCCUGCGGGUGUGGGCCAGACGACCCCGCCGGUCGGCAGCUCCAACGCCCAGGACAGGUACGCUGCUGUGUCACACCUGGACAGCGUCUUCUCCGACCCGCCCCCUGCUGCAGCUCCGCCUGGUGGCCCCCCGCAGUACAACACGCUCUUUGGCAGCAGGCUCUCGUCCAGCUCCACUCCUGCCAGCUCCCCCGGUGUUGAUGCUGUCUCCGGCUCCCAAAGCUUUGCAAAUUUCCCCAACCCAUUCAGCUCCGGCUCUGCUUCCCAGCAGCCUGUUGCCCUCUCCCCCAGUAACCCUUUCAGCAGCACCUCGGGAGGUGACUCCAGUGCGUUUGUCACCUCGCCCACCUCCGUUUUUCCCCCGUCUGCCUCCUUCCCAGCGCCCGCUACCCAGAAUGCAUUUCCUCAUGAGUCAGCUACCAAUCAGGAAACCAACGGUUUUGCCUCCUUCCCCACAUCCGAGUCUCAGUCCAAAGUCCCUCGGCCGAUGUCGGUGAACCCGUUUACGGGGAAUGUUUACCCCAGUCGGGGGACGUCGAGAAACCCUUUCAUCUGAUCCCCGCCCCCCGCCCCCUCCUUCCUUCCUUCACCCAACUAUCCGACUCUGGGAACCGAGGGAGAAGUGAACUUGAGGAGUUGCUGCCAUUUCAAUGCCUCUGGAGUAUUCUCAACCCCGUCGGGGAGGUCGCUCCCUCCAGCCCUCCCUCUCCGUCUGUGUUUACGUGUUUGUGGAGGAACAAAAUGGUGCGAAUGUAAUUAAGAAAAGUAGUGUGUGUGCGAGAGUGUUGGCCUGCCGUGUUUGUACCACAUGUCAAAAAAAAAAGAACAAAAAAAAAAGAUGUCUGUGUGCCAGUAGACCCCCACCUCAGGACUCUGUGGGAGUCACGAGUAAACGACGCCUCUAUGAUUUCUUUUGCAGAAAUUCACUCUUAUAUUAAACACACACACACAUGUCGCUGCUGCUAUUUUGCUUUUUAUCUCCUGCAUAGAAGAGCAAAACAAAAAAAAAGAAAAAAAACUAAAAAACAGCCCACCAGUUAAAAGCGUUGUCUCCUUUCUGCUUUAAAAACUUUUUGAGUCUCUUUAAUGGACCACAGUUGAGACUCCGAGCCCUGCAUCACGAGUUUCCUACAGAUGGUUUUAACAGCCUUAACUGCCUCCUGAUGCAUGUGAAUUAGAAAGAUAAGGUGGGCUUGUCUCUAUACUGUGUGUGAGUUGUGUGACUGUGUGCGUGUGUGGAACUGGUUUGUUUUUGUUUUUGUUUUUUUGUUUUUUUUGUCAGGAAGGAUUAUCUACGUUUCCACUCUCAGGCUGCAUGCGCUUGGAGGGCGAAGAGGAGAUGCUACUGAAUGUAAAAGCAAUUUCAGAAUAACUCAUGUAUGUAAAGAAAAAAAAAAAAGAAAAGAAAAAAGAAACUCGCUUCAUGUACCAGACCAAAACCUUUACUCGCUGUUUUUUUUUUCUUGUCAGUUAAUAUGUAGAUAAUUUCAUCCUAUAUUUUGCCAAAAAAAAAGAAGAUUCAUGUAACAAAGUAUUUGUAAUGGCAAGUAUCCAUGUUCAUAAAAUCAGUUUGUUGCUUCUUAA
Messenger RNA from Mugil cephalus (flathead mullet), 2831 nucleotides. It is a transcript of the gene agfg2, whose product is annotated as ArfGAP with FG repeats 2. NCBI's taxonomy places the organism in Eukaryota, Metazoa, Chordata, Actinopteri, Mugiliformes, Mugilidae. The record is from RefSeq and is a predicted model, not a curated record. Gene Ontology annotation, molecular function: GTPase activator activity. The transcript has 14 exons. Bases 310 to 1803 code for a protein of 497 amino acids.